Molecule: messenger RNA, 447 nt
Organism: Penicillium maclennaniae
Lineage: Eukaryota; Fungi; Ascomycota; Eurotiomycetes; Eurotiales; Aspergillaceae
Exons: 2
Coding region: 1-447 (148 amino acids)
Molecular function (GO): lyase activity
Source: RefSeq, a predicted model, not a curated record
AUGACAGGGACCCACUGCACCAUUGACGCGGUCGCAAAGUUGCAAAAGGGACACCCCGAGAAGCUGGCCGUCUUGAGCGGUAUUGCGAGCACGACGAUAGAUAUAUCGGAGGCAGCCUUCAAACAUGGAGAAUGGAAGGCAGAGCUAAUGCUCUUCGCACUUGGAGCGCAGAUAUCCCGUGCUCACGUCGCUGCUGUCCAACUCGUUGAUGACGACGCACUGCCGCAAGAGUUUCACUACAACUUGCUUGACAGGAAUAUUCUCUGGGCACUUGUUGACAAGACCGAGUGGUUCCAGACGCCGGAGCUGGGCGGGAAAUAUGAACAGCGCACAACCAUCGCGUUUGAAGACGGUGAAGUUAUGGACGACCGGCAAAGAGACGAGAUCGAGAGGCUGGCGCUGGACAUUGAAAAUGUUAGUGCAUCACAGGGAAUCUUGGCUGGGUGA